Molecule: messenger RNA, 1055 nt
Organism: Halichondria panicea
Lineage: Eukaryota; Metazoa; Porifera; Demospongiae; Suberitida; Halichondriidae
Product: protein TFG-like
Exons: 1
Coding region: 175-942 (255 amino acids)
Molecular function (GO): protein binding
Source: RefSeq, a predicted model, not a curated record
UGAUUCUUCCACACACUGCAGUGCUGACACUUGUACAAGAGAGUAUACACUAAUGCAGACUAUGUAGUAUAAAAGAGUCACUCUGCAGCAUGCUGCAUUCAACAAGAAGCAACUACAAUCAGCCAAGAACACAAGAAACUCCAAUAAAUCCUUCUCAUUCAACAACUAUUCAAGAUGGUGCAUAUCAAAGUAUCAAACGGUGUCGAGACUCGCAGGUUCCAAGUGACUGGAGAGCUAUCCUUUGAGCAGCUCCAAGAAAAGCUAGCCUCCAUAUUCCCCUCCGCUGUAGUGGACCAGCUGCAAUACAGGGACUCAGACGGUGACGUCAUCACUAUCUCAUCUGAUGGAGAGCUACAAGAAGCACUCUCCAGUCUACCUAAUGACUCCGUACUCAAGCUGCACAUACAGAGGAGGCCAACACCACGUCCUCGACAAUCUCUCUUCAGUGACAUUUUUGAACCCUCAACAAGUAUUUGGGACCAGUUAUUUGGCAAGCAGUAUAAGGCGACAGAGAGCCUUCUCGAGCAACUGUGGGGAAGAGCAGAGGAGAGUAGCGACACUGUGUGCCCUGAGGGUAGCGAGUGCCCUCACACUGCGUGCCCUGAGGACAGAGAGGCUGAAGCUAAGGUGAAUGAAACCAAGUCAUCAGACGAGGAGGAAGUCAAAUCAAAAGUGGACCAAACCAAGUCAUCAGAUGGAGAUGAAGUCAAAUCAAAGUCAGACGAUGAGACAACAGUGAAAUCAAAAGAUACUCCUGUGAUUCGGUCCCAUACUGUGCUGUCAUGGGAACCACAACUGCAGUACACCUGGCUGGGUCCUCGCACCGUGUUGAGGCCAGUGAGGUACAACGUCCAUUACUGGGGACUACCAUCUGAGGAGGCAGGCAACGACAAGACAAAGACUAGUAACCAGGCUACUCCACAAGAGACUCCUGUACACUAAUAAUAAACUCACGACUGUUGUAGUAAUAGAAUAGUUAAAUAUUGUUUAUUAUUCAUGACAUGCCGUAUUUUACUGAAUAAUUAUUUUAUGAUAAUUAUACUUCUUUAGACAAA